Molecule: messenger RNA, 939 nt
Organism: Kwoniella shivajii
Lineage: Eukaryota; Fungi; Basidiomycota; Tremellomycetes; Tremellales; Cryptococcaceae
Exons: 5
Coding region: 1-939 (312 amino acids)
Source: RefSeq, a predicted model, not a curated record
AUGCCUCGACUUGCUACUAUACCGCUUUCAAUCAUCGCACUCGCGUCUCUCGUCUCGAGUGUGAACGGGUAUGCUUUUGUCGGAUGUGUUGAUGCUUCUUCACUAUCUCAAUUCUCAUUUGGCGAGGUCGCUACGGAUGGUUCUGAUGUAGGAACUACGCAAGAUAGCUGUCUUGCUUACUGUCAAGCUCAGUCAUACACAACGGGAGCUUAUCGAAACCCCGAUGAUCCCCAAGAUCCUGGAUACUGCUAUUGUACAAGCACAGACCCACCUGUAUCAGUGUACGAUCUGGAAAGAGGAGCUGAUUCUGCCGGAAAUUGCGUCACUGGAAAUACACAACUGUUUGACGUACAAACUGAUUUCGCUUUUACUGGAUGUUAUUCUUAUCGUCCUGCGAGUUCAGUCUUCAUAGACUACAAUCUUGGAAUAGAAGGCUGUAUCAAUGCCUGUUCAAGCUACGUUUUUGCUCUCCCUCAGAUUUAUUCAGCUGGAUCUGGCAGGGGACAGGCGUGUUACUGUGCUUCCGACUCUGCCACCACCGAUAUGACUUGCGACGUCAAUACAUAUUAUGCCUACGAUCACAACGUGCCUAUCGUUCCAAGCAAUCAAAUCAAUCGACGUGCUUUCAAUAUGAAGAAACUAGCCGCUCGAAGGUUAUCGAGAGAGCAACCAUACUGUCCACAAGACACCACAGCGUGUCGUGUACCUACUUCCAAUGGAGACUCAUACGAAUGUCUUGAUAUCAACUCUGAGCUCGAAUCAUGCGGAGGAUGCAUGAGCGGUAUUUACGGUUCAAGCAAUACUACUGCCUCGGGUACUGACUGUUCUACUCUCUCGGGUGCAGCCUUUGGCGCAGCGACAUGUUUCAAAGGCUCGUGUCAAAUUUGGGCUUGUGAAGAAGGCUUCGUGCUGGAGGCGAAUCAAUGCGUAAAAGCAUGA